CAGUCAAAGGGCUGAAGCAAGGGCGGUGUAGCAUCAGGCGACAUCAGCUAUAGUGUAUGGGGGUGGGGUCUAGCUUAUUCUGACUCAAGUAGAGGAGAGAAGUUCUAAAGAACAUCGGGUGACCGAUAUUUUAUUCAGCUAUGCAUGUGCAGGAGUGGUUGCGGUCCCUGCGCUCCAGCGGGGGAGGGGACAGCGCCCAGGCGGAGGACCUGUGGCGUCUCGUUCCCUCUCUCCCCCUGUCCUCCUUCUCCCUGUCCUCCCUCUCGCUGUCCCCCUCCUCUCUGCUGGGCCUGGGGGCCCUGGCCUCCCUCACCGCCUACUGGCUGGUGACCCGGCCGCGCCCCAUGAGGCCCCCCUGUGACCUGCAGGCCCAGUCUGUCCCCGUGCAGGGAGAGCCUACCUGGAGGCGCUCAGCUCUCCUGAAGGACGACUCUCUGCUGGAGUUCUACUACGAAGACACCCGGACGGCGUACGACAUGUUCCAGCGAGGAGUGAGGAUCGCAGGAAACGGGCCGUGCCUGGGAUACAGGAAACCAGGGGAGGCCUACAAGUGGAUCUCCUACACUGAGGUGGCUGAGCAGGCACAGGUUUUAGGCUCUGGGUUGUUGGCCAAGGGCUGCCAACCAAGCCCUAAGCAGUUUGUAGGAAUAUUCGCACAGAACCGACCAGAGUGGAUCAUCUCCGAGCUGGCCUGCUACUCCUACUCCAUGGCGGUGGUGCCCCUGUACGACACCCUGGGGAUGGAGGCCAUGGUGCACAUCCUCAACCUGGCUGAGAUCUCCCUGGUGAUCUGCGACCGGGCGGAGAAGGCAGAGUCUCUCCUGGGGAAGAAGGAGAAGGGCGUGACCCCCACCCUGUCCUGCCUGGUGCUCUUCAAUGACUGCCCAGACGCCCUGGUGGAGAGAGGGAGGAACUGCGGGGUGGAGAUCCUGCAGCUGGCCCAGCUGAUGGAUCUUGGCCGACAGAACCUCAAGGAUCCAGUGCCCCCCAGCCCUCAGGACCUAGCGGUGGUGUGCUUCACCAGCGGAACCACAGGGAAGCCCAAGGGGGCCAUGAUCACCCACGGCAACAUCGCCUCCAACACCUCCUCUGUUAUUAAGAUCCUGGAGGGCUCGUUUGUGAUCCGCCAGGAGGACGUGUCAAUCUCCUACCUGCCCCUCGCUCACAUGUUUGAGCGCAUGAUCCAGGUGUCCAUGUUCUGCCACGGCGCGCGGGUGGGCUUCUACCAGGGCGACAUCUCCCUGCUCAUGGACGACAUCAAGACCCUGAAGCCCACCUUCUUCCCCGUGGUGCCUCGCCUGCUCAACCGCAUCUAUGACAAGAUCCUGGGCUCCGUGACGUCUCCUCUCAGAAGGGCGCUGCUCCACUACGCAGUGAGGAGGAAGCAGGCAGAGCUGAGCAGCGGGGUCGUCCGGAACAACAGCCUCUGGGACCUGCUGGUGUUCAACAAGAUCCAGGCCAGUUUGGGAGGGAACCUGAGGUUCAUCCUCACAGCCUCGGCCCCCAUCUCCCCCACGGUGCUGUCCUUCCUCAGGGCCACGCUCGGAUGCCUGAUCUUCGAGGGCUACGGGCAGACAGAGUGCACGGCCGGCUGCACCUUCUCCAUGCCGGGAGACUGGAGCGCAGGUCACGUCGGCGCUCCCCUGCCCUGCGCCAUGGUCAAACUAGUGGACAUCCCUGAUAUGAACUACUACGCCGACAAAGGCGAGGGAGAGAUCUGUAUCCGAGGCCACAGUGUGUUCCGGGGCUACCUGAAGGAUGAGGAGAAGACGGCCGAGGCCCUGGACGGCGAGGGCUGGCUCCACAGCGGCGACGUGGGACAAUGGCUGCCGAACGGGACUCUCUGCAUCAUCGACAGGAAGAAGCACAUCUUCAAGCUGUCCCAGGGAGAGUACAUCGCUCCGGAGAAGAUCGAGAACGUCUACAUGCGCUGUGUGCCUGUGCUGCAGGUGUUUGUGCAUGGAGACAGCCUGCAGUCUCACCUGAUUGGCAUCGUUGUGCCCGACCCAGAGGUGUUUACUGAUUGGGCCAAGGAGAGGGGCAUUGUCGGAUGCUAUGAGGAACUAUGCCUGAACCCAGAUGUGAAAAAGGCAGUGUUAGAGGACAUGACCGUUGUGGGUAAAGAAGCUGGACUGAAGUCGUUUGAGCAGGUGAAAGACCUGCACCUGCACCCUGACAUGUUCAGCGUCAGUAACGGCCUCCUCACCCCCACGCUGAAGAGUCGGCGUGUCGACAUCCGACGGUUUUUCCAGGAACACAUCACAAACAUGUACAGCAAGACCUCCACUUAACAGCCUCUCCCACGUACAAACUGUGUGCAGUUAUGAUGUUAUCCAUCGCUGGGCUAAGGGUCUGCUGGAUAGUAUUAGCAGUAGAGAAGUAGGUACUAGCGAAUGUGCCGUGUGUGUCAAGUCCACAAAGUGACCUGACCUUGGAAAGACAGACGUCAAGUCUCACUAAAAACUCAUCCCGUCAGACAGUAUCUGACGCUCGUCCAUCUUGGGGAGCGUGUUCCUAAUUUGAAGUCACACGCUUGAUAGCACAGUGAAGGAAGUCAAGUGUUCCAAAGUUUCUGACAGUUUAUAGAUGAAGAGAAACAACAACAGAAGGGACCAAACUCUUGUCCUAGAUCUAGCUGCUGGGUGAGCUUAGCACUAGAUAUCCAGCCCAGGGUCGGAGAGCACAUGCUACAGGAGAUCGAUCUGCAGUAACGGCCUAAACCACACAUCCGUCCUCUAAGUCAAGAGGUGACUUGUUUCGAAUGGUAUAAUUCUAGAAAUGUGGAUGUCUAGAUAAAUAGUCAAUGUUUUGUAUAAUGAAAAGACCUGCAGUACCUUAGUAGUUAUAUCUGCAAGGUAGCUCAAUCCCAUUCCCUCUUCCCUACUCGGUCCACGGUUAUGAGGAAUGACACUGACUAUGUUCUACAUUACAUAAUUUAUGGUACUGAAUUUGUAAAUGGGACAUUAUGAAAUGUAAAUAUUGAGAUUGGUGCUCUAUGCUGACAAGGCACUACUUAGACUAAUUCCAGCUGUAGAAAAAAAUAAAUCACGAUCAAUGAUU
Molecule: messenger RNA, 3060 nt
Organism: Osmerus eperlanus (European smelt)
Lineage: Eukaryota; Metazoa; Chordata; Actinopteri; Osmeriformes; Osmeridae
Gene: acsl2
Product: acyl-CoA synthetase long chain family member 2
Exons: 21
Coding region: 141-2291 (716 amino acids)
Biological process (GO): long-chain fatty-acyl-CoA biosynthetic process; positive regulation of long-chain fatty acid import across plasma membrane; long-chain fatty acid metabolic process
Cellular component (GO): endoplasmic reticulum; membrane; mitochondrion
Molecular function (GO): arachidonate-CoA ligase activity
Source: RefSeq, a predicted model, not a curated record